AUGAGAACAACAUCAGAGGAUGCGCCUUUGUUGUUGUUAAAUACCGUGGCGUCUUCAUCGUUAUCGUCAUUAGUUUCGAUGAUGCGCUUAAGAAAUCACAAAAUUGGAAAGGUCUCCUCUGGCGCCGCGGUUGUUGUGUUCUCGCUUUUGCUCUUCUCCAUACUGGCAGUGACGAGGACGGAGGACCAUGAAUUGAUCAGCAAAGGAAGACGCGGGUUGGUUAUGCUCGGUGGUGGUCACCGUAACCACCAUAACCACGAAGGAUCGUCGUCGUUGACGUCGUCUGUAUCGUCUGAGAGGAAACAGAAGACGAGAAAAGGCACGAAAACUCUGCACAAGCAGGAGAAGCCAUCUUCAACGCUGCGCCUCGGGAAGAAGAAGCACAAGCAAACACACAAACACGAGGAAAAUCCAACGUGUCCGCAAACGUACAUCCGAAUUACGAACACGAACGUGAAAGAUAACGGUGAAUUUGAGGACGGGAGCGAGUUGGCGUACAAACUGGAAUACGAAGAGUCCUCUCGAGAGUGCGAGGAAAAAUGCAACGCGGAAGCCGCGUGCGUCGGCUUUGUGGAUUACGAGGACACGUACCCAAAGUAUUGCGAGUUUAAAACCGCCGUGGAUGGGGACGAUAUGGAAGAUUACAUCGGGAGAGACUCGUAUAAGAAGUUGGAGGUGACGUCUUAUUACGUUCCGCAUUUCAACAAGUGGGUGCCGGCGCACGAGAGCGACGACGAGGCUGCCGGGUACGAAAAGUUUGUCUACGAAGAAUCCGCGGAGGAGUGCGAGGAGAUUUGCACGGAAUCGGAAACGUGCGAGGCGUACGUGGACUAUAAGGAAUCAAAGACGCCGUAUUGCACGUUCAAGACGAAGGAUUACGUACAAUCGGUGUUGGAUACGCCGGCGAAGGAUUUGUACUCGAAGAAGAUCUGCGUGCCCGGGCAGCCAGUCGGGAAGGAAGUUUUGGAGGAGUUUGAAGAGAAACCGGAAGAAGAGGAGGAAGAAGAGGAAGAUUCAUCAGAUUCUGAAGAAGAAGAAGAUGAUGAUGAUGAUGAAGAAGAUGAUGAUGAAGAAGAAGAAGACGCGCAACUCGCGGCGAUGAAGAAAGAAGCCAUCGAGAAGUUUUUGAAACACAAGAAAGACACGAACGCGAUAAAAGAAGCCAUCGCGGCGGCGAAAGCAAAGAACGCGAAGACUACGAGCAGUUCUUCGUCGACGAAUGGUGGACACUCGAAGAAGCCAACGUGGGUGAAAGUCGUCGACGAAGAAGAAGAAGAAGACAGCAACGGGGAGAAAGAACCAAAAAUCAAAGCGGUUUUGAGCAAAAAGAAGAACAAAAACGAACAAGAAGAACACAUCGAGGACCUUUCCUCUUCGAGCAAAUCGAUAAAAAAAUCCGCGCGAUUGGCGCAAUCCAAACUGACCAACUUCGGCGAAAUCGCCAAAGAAAAAGCGAAGAAAGAGGAAGCGCUCGCGUACGCCAAGAAGUUGUUUGAGCACGAGAAGAAAGUGAAAGCUGAGCUCGCGGAGAAGGAAGCGCGAGAGGCGGCGGAGGCGAAAGCCGAGGCGGAACUAGAGGCUAAAAAAGCCGCAAUCAAGGCAAAGAAAGAAGCCAAAGCGAAAGCGAAGAAAGAGGCGGAAGAUAAAGCCGCGGCGGAGGAAAAAGCCAGAUUGGAAGAGGAGGAAAAGAAACGGUUGGAAGAGGAAGAGUACAAGAAAAAUUGGGCGUCCAGAUGGAUGGCGAACAUCGAGGCGAGAACGGAAAAAUUAGCCGCGAAGAAAGAGGAGAAGAAGGUGAAAGAAACCAGCGCGUUAGGCGGUGGAUUCAGAAAUUUCGUCUCUAAAGUCUUGCCAUUACGCACGUGGGAGAAGAGCACGCCGAUGGCGUCGACGACGACGAACAACAGCGUCGUCGAAUCCGCCGCCUCGCAGCCGCAACAAUUCCAACAACAGCAAAAGCAGGCUUUCUCGGCCGUCGCCGAGGUUCCGGAUGGACGACCAACUCGCGACUUAUCCGACGACGUCGCCAUGCGAAUGUCCAAUCCAUAA
Bathycoccus prasinos is the source of this 2049-nucleotide messenger RNA. RefSeq lists its product with no specific name. The coding region runs from base 1 to 2049 and encodes 682 amino acids. The transcript has a single exon. The record is from RefSeq and is a predicted model, not a curated record. Lineage: Eukaryota; Viridiplantae; Chlorophyta; Mamiellophyceae; Mamiellales; Bathycoccaceae.